GAUGGGACUUUUUGUCAUGGAUUCCAAAUUGCAUUGUGUUGGGGGUUAUAACAUUGUAUUGAAUGAGGAUGUUCCUCAUUUUGAGAUGGACGGGAGGACGUUUCGACCUGACCCUGAAAUUAGCUGCCCCAACACAGAGGUCUUCACCUUUGACCCGUCAUCCAAGACCCUCUAUAGGGACAAUAACUUUCCCAACCUUUUGGGUCCGAAGUCCAGCCCCAUCGUGGUCACCCUUGGGUAUAAAAACAGAGUAUAUGUCCUCUCUACAGAUCCAGCCUUCCUUUUUUCUGAUAAUUUACCUGAACCACUUUUCGAGUAUUUUGAUUUUGAUUCAAGAAUCUGGAAAGCUCUCCCUUCCCCCCUCCACAAAUGCAGGCGCCCUAUCGUUUCCUACUAUGCUAUUGGCCACAAGCUGUACCUUAAAACCAACCAAUUUUCGUUCAUUUUUGAUGCACUCAAAGAAAAAUGGGACUCGUCAGAUGACGUCCCAUUUAAUGUUCCCAAUCUUCUGUGCUCUCUAGAAUACAAUGGCUUUCUAAUUGCCAUGCCCGACGGCAAAGAACGUCUUGUUGCCUAUAACUUGGACUCAUUUGGGCACAGCAAUUCUUAUCAGCUUCUAGCUCAGCUACAGGACGUAUUCAAGGCUCCCUUUUACGAGCCCAUGGAGUGCUUUCUCACCCGUCUUGACGAUCAUGGCCGCAUGUGCCUCCUCUAUUCAGGCACGCCCAACUAUUCCAAUAGGUUGUGUGCCCGUGUAGCGGUGUUUCAAGUGUUCGUCUCAAACUCAACUGACAAUCCAGUUGUCACUGCAGUUCUAGAGGCUGUCGAAGACUAUGAUAUCGAGGACUUAAUGCUUUGUGAUUACACUAUUUACUCAACGUUCAUCAUGUAUGAUGAUUUGAACAAGGACGAUACCAUGGCUGAUGCAAGUUUCACAAACUUAACUCUUUCUGGCUAGGACAGGUGUGUUUCGCGAGUGAGACUGUAAUUAUUUUUGCCAAGGCAACUACCAUGGGUGCUAGGAAUGUUCUAUGUAAAUGCUUCAGGUCAACAAAUCUUCUAUGUAUCUCUUCUAAUACAAAUAACUAGGCAAAGAAUGAAAUAGUUAAUAUUCUUCAAAUUCAACACAAAACUACUAUUGGUAAAUA
This is a messenger RNA of Pyrus x bretschneideri (Chinese white pear), 1148 nucleotides long. RefSeq lists its product as uncharacterized. Lineage: Eukaryota; Viridiplantae; Streptophyta; Magnoliopsida; Rosales; Rosaceae. Bases 2 to 958 code for a protein of 318 amino acids. The transcript has 2 exons. The record is from RefSeq and is a predicted model, not a curated record. Gene Ontology annotation, molecular function: protein binding.